Molecule: messenger RNA, 565 nt
Organism: Liolophura sinensis
Lineage: Eukaryota; Metazoa; Mollusca; Polyplacophora; Chitonida; Chitonidae
Product: lysozyme-like
Exons: 5
Coding region: 65-475 (136 amino acids)
Molecular function (GO): lysozyme activity
Source: RefSeq, a predicted model, not a curated record
GUAUUUAUUUGCUGAUUUGAUAUAGGCGGGUUAUCACAGGACAGAGCACAUUCUAAGCAGCACUAUGAUUCUGAAACUUGUAGCUCUGUUUGCUUGCGUGGCCUACGCAUCGGCUGCCAUCAGCUCUUCUUGUCUUGCCUGCAUCUGCGAGGUGGAGUCCAACUGUAGGGCGUUGUCGUGUCGUAUGGAUGUGGGAUCUUUGUCCUGUGGAUAUUACCAGAUCAAAUCAGCGUACUACAGCGACUGCCACUCCCCUGGUUCCGGCUGGCAGUCAUGUUCCUCUAGCAAGUCUUGCGCUGACCAGUGUGUGAGGAACUACAUGGCCCGAUAUGGGACGUACUGUACUGGAGGCCGGACUCCCACAUGCGAGGACUACGCCAGAGUUCACAAUGGCGGACCAUACGGCUGUAGACACUCUAACACUCUUGGCUACUGGCAGAAGGUGCAGGCUUGCCUGAGCAGAGGCAAGAAGUAAGCUGGUUUGUUGUUAUACCACAUCGGUGUAUGUCAUGGUCUUCGCGUGUAACUAUGUUCAAAGAAAAUAAAGCAAGUGAGGUUAACGUCA